This is a messenger RNA of Melampsora larici-populina 98AG31, 387 nucleotides long. RefSeq lists its product as uncharacterized. Bases 1 to 387 code for a protein of 128 amino acids. The transcript is spliced from 4 exons. NCBI's taxonomy places the organism in Eukaryota, Fungi, Basidiomycota, Pucciniomycetes, Pucciniales, Melampsoraceae. The record is from RefSeq and is a predicted model, not a curated record.
AUGUGGGUGAUGAAAUGCUGCUAUGAGACAAAGAACGAAGUGGGAUAUGAUUUGGAUGGGUCUGCCACUUGCAUUUGGAGGUUGGACGCAGGCCUACGUCGAGCUAAGAAUAAUCACACUACGUUUAUCCUUGUGUGCCCUCUUCGAGAGGAAAUCGAGGUACAACAACAUGGCGAUUACGUAUUCCAUUACAUGAACGAAGAAUACGAAGAUUGCCAGAUCCAUGUUAUUAGAUUACGAUACUCCAAUAAUGUGAAGGACAACGAAAGCUGCACGUUGAAGAUUUUGGAAAUCCAAAAGCGGGGCUUGCCGCACAGCCAUGAUAUGACUUGUAGAAUCGAGUGGGAAGGAACGUUCUCGAAGGCGAUGUUAGAUACCAAAGUCUGA